This is a messenger RNA of Strongylus vulgaris, 699 nucleotides long. The record is from the annotation of a GenBank genome assembly. Lineage: Eukaryota; Metazoa; Nematoda; Chromadorea; Rhabditida; Strongylidae.
AUGGUGUUGGGAGCUGUACUAUCUAUGCUACGCUAUGUAGCUGGUAGCGAAGACAGAGAUUUUGUAGAUCGGCUACACUCCUAUUUCACUUGUAAUAUACUGAUUGGUCUUGCUGUUUUGGUUAGCUUUAAGUGGGUACCGUUCUUUCUGCUUUUGGAAGCGGCCUGCUUUCGACUUCCAAGCCUUUUCUGGCAGUACCUCGCAGGCUACUCGGGCAUCAAGAUCCAUGAGGUAAUCAAGCUCUCAUCGGAUCCUAAUAACAUCAAGCCAGAUAUCAAAAGAGCCAAUAUAAAGUCUCUUACAGUGCACCUACAGGGUGCCUUACGCUUUCACCGACGGUUACAUAAAAAGCAAAUCCGCCCACAUCGCUUUCUUUGGCUGUUCAAUUUGGCCUACUCAGCAUUUUUUGUCACUUCAGUAUACUUAUUUACGAAAUUCUUCUAUCUAGCCAAUGUGUGCCUGCAGCUCUUACUCAUGAACAAAUUUCUCGAAACGGAUAGAUAUGCAUGGUACGGAUUUGGAGCAAUGAUUGAUCUCCUCAAUGGUACCACAUGGGAACAAUCCGGUGUCUUCCCAAGAGUUUCUCUAUGUGAUUUUGAUGUACGAGUUAUGGGAAAUGUGCAAGAGCACACUGUACAGUGUGUACUUGUUAUCAACAUAUUUAAUGAGAAGAUCUUCAUAUUUCUUUGGUUUUGGUAA